Molecule: messenger RNA, 2006 nt
Organism: Setaria italica (foxtail millet)
Lineage: Eukaryota; Viridiplantae; Streptophyta; Magnoliopsida; Poales; Poaceae
Exons: 3
Coding region: 220-1731 (503 amino acids)
Source: RefSeq, a predicted model, not a curated record
UCUUCUACCCUGCAGUCUAGAGUAUACUCCUAAAUUUUUAUAGAUCAGCCGUUACAGGACUGACCAGUGUGAUAUAUUUUUUAAAAAAUUUUCUGUUCAAAGACUAACCACUGUGCAUUGUACCGAGCGCCAAAGAUUCUUGUCUGCUGCAGCCCGUUCGUUGGUGAUCUGUGUAGUUCGGCCGCUUCUGCCUUCUGGUCCCUGGCAAGAACACGCUCCAUGCUUGGCAGCGAAGGAAAUCUCCGGCGCCGGCGACGCUCCCUCCUCACUCCAUUACUCCAGUCAGUUACCAUUGACUCUGGCUGCAUCUGCAUGUGCAGGUGUGACGACCCUCUCUGUUUGAACUCAUGGUUGGCUUCUUCCUCAGCGAGGCCUCUCGGCAGCAAUCCGGCCAUCCACCGAGGUCACGGCGCUCUCGGAUCUGGUCAUCCACCGGCGAGAAGGGAGUGGAAGCGGAGGAGGAGGAGGAGGUUGGAGAAGAAGAUGGCCAUGUUGUGGUGGACGGCGCUGAAGAAGUCCCUGAGCUGCAAGUCGCGGGACUCCUGCGACGACGUGAUCAAGCGGGAGGACUCCCGCGGCGCCAGCGCCAGGGGCCUCAAGAAGUCGUUCCUGCCGCCGCCGUCGAUGCUGCCGAGGUCCGGGUGCUCGCGCUCCAUCUCCAACCUGCGUGACGUGAUCCACAGCCAGUACGGCGGCGGCCGGCGUCCCCGGCACUGCGACAGCCCGAGGUCGAUCGAGAGCAGCGACGUCCUCAACGCGGCGACGCACGACGUGCUGCUCGCCGCCGCCGGGGGCCCGCCGGCCGCCUCCGGGCGCGUCGACCUCCGGGCCGGCGCCGGCUUCGCCCCGGGGCUCGCCGCUUGGUCCAUCGGCGGCGCGGCGCCGCUGAGCCCGCUACUGACGCGGUGCAGCACCGCCCGUCUCUCCCAGCGCGAGGUGUCGCCGCUCCGCCGCUCAGCAGGCGCCGCUCCCGCCUGGGUCUCCUCCGGCGUCGGCGUCCGGUGCGACCGCUGCGGCGGCCGCUUCUCCAGCGACGACGCCCUGGAAUCGCAUCACCUCGCCUACCACGCCGUCACCGAGCUGGUGGACGGCGACACGGCGAGCAAGGUGGUGGAGCUCAUAUAUAGGGUGGGGUGGCCCGAUCCCGAGGCGGCGCUGGAUCGGAUCGAGAGGGUCGUCAAGGUCCACAGCAUGGACAAGUCGGUGGACAGGUUCAAGGCGUACAUGGAGGAGGUGAAGGCCAGGGCGGCGAGGCUGCCCAACAAGCACCCCCGCUGCAUCGCCGACGGCAACGAGCUGCUCCAGUUCCACGGCACCACAGUCUCCUGCUCCCUCGGCGCCAGCGGCUCGCAUAGCAUCUGCGCGUCGGGGACCUGCAACGUCUGCCGCAUCAUCCGCCACGGCUUCUCGGCGACGAGGGAGUCCAACAAGGACGGCGUCGGCGUGUUCACCACGUCCAUGAGCAAGCGUGCGCUGGAGUGCAUCGGAGGAAUAACGGGCGGCGGCGAAGAGGCCGGAACCGGAACGGGCGGCGCGAGGCACGCGCUGAUCGUGUGCAGGGCGAUCGCGGGGAGGAUCCACCGCCCGCUGGAGAACCUGCGGGACGUCGCCGGGCAGCCGGGGUUCGACUCGGUUGCCGGCCAGGUCGGCGCCGACUCCAGCAUUGAGGAGCUCUACCUGCUCAACCCGAGCGCUCUGCUCCCGUGCUUUGUGGUCAUAUGUAAAGCUUAGAUCUUAUUCUUGCGGCUGUGUGUCGCCAUCGUAGAGAAGCAUCGCAUAAGAUUUAGCUCCAUCCUAUAUUUUAAUUUCAUCGUCGAUUAAAGUUAUAGUUUAGUUCAUCACUUGAUGGAGAACACUAGGCACCAUGUUUUCCCCACAAGUUUAGUUCAUUAGUUCAUCGUUCCAUCUAGUGUACAUUCUUGUUUGUACCUUCCAGCAGUGAACCAGCGGUAGCACCAGGCCAGUUCCUGAAGUUGGAGAUCACUAAGCAUAUUCUCCUUAUAUAA